Messenger RNA from Gymnodraco acuticeps, 1105 nucleotides. RefSeq lists its product as uncharacterized. Lineage: Eukaryota; Metazoa; Chordata; Actinopteri; Perciformes; Bathydraconidae. The record is from RefSeq and is a predicted model, not a curated record. The coding region runs from base 1 to 981 and encodes 326 amino acids. The transcript has 8 exons.
AUGAGGAGGUUUUUCCAAGCUCACAGGGACGAGGACUUCAGUCAGAUCCAGUAUCUGACGGCCAAGUGCAGCCGCCUGGCGCACGACAGAGCGGUGCUGGACAGGGAGUUCCUGCUGUCCAGAGAGCGGGAGAGGAAGCUGCAGAAUGAUCUGGAAGCUGCAAGCGCUCAAAUCUUCCACCAGGAGCAGCUGAACCUGGAGCUGAGGAUGAGAGAGGACCAGCUGAUCAGCAGGAUGCACCGGCAACAGGACCUGGUGUCUGCCCUGCAGCAGAGGGUGGGGCUGCUAGCGCGGGAGAGCUCUCGGGACGAGGAGCUGCUGAGGCAGGUCGGCUCGGAGCUGAUGUGGCUGCAGAGCUCCGAGGGUAAGCUGGAGGGCCUGGUGGAGGAGCUGCACGCUGAGGCCCAACACAGAGUUGCGGAGGCAGUGAGCUUCCAGGCGGAGCUCCACGCAGAGGCCCAGCGCAGAGCCGAGCGGACGGAGAGCCCCCAGGCAGAGCUGCGCAGUAAGACGGAGAAGCUGGAGGAGCUUCAAGACACAAACCAAACGUUGACAGAGAAGCUGAAGGAUCUAGAGUCGGCUCAUCAGACGGAGGUGAGGGGGCUGACGGAGGAGAACCAGCGUAGCCUGAGGAAGCUGCAGGGCACCGCGGAGCAGUUUGAGUGGCUCUGUCAGCAGCAGCGCUACUGGAUGUGCUGUGUCAAGAGAUUCAAAGACUGCCUGAUGGAAGAGAGAGACGCUCUGCUGCGACAGGUCAUCCUGUUGAAGAAGAAGACACAGAAACUAAAGCAGAGGUUACGUGAUGACAGCCAGAGCGUCCUCUGUCCCCUGCAGGACUCUAAAUGCUGCGACUGUUUAACGUUAUGGGAUGCCGAUGCAGUCGCUGACCUGGAGUCUCAGGUGGAGAAGUCCAACAUGCUGUAUGCAGAGCUCUUUAACCAGGCAGGGAGUCCUAUCAACGAACACCAAAAACCUCCUUGAGGACAGAAGCCAGGACUCGUCUCUUUUCUCUUCCCACCUUCAGCAGACCAGAAGAGAACCACUGGAUGUUUGUGUGUGUGGUAGCCUUUGUGGAAAACUUCCCAGUUAUUGUCAUAAAAACCCG